Molecule: messenger RNA, 2228 nt
Organism: Camarhynchus parvulus
Lineage: Eukaryota; Metazoa; Chordata; Aves; Passeriformes; Thraupidae
Product: cytochrome P450 26A1
Exons: 7
Coding region: 293-1777 (494 amino acids)
Biological process (GO): sterol metabolic process
Molecular function (GO): iron ion binding; heme binding; oxidoreductase activity, acting on paired donors, with incorporation or reduction of molecular oxygen
Source: RefSeq, a predicted model, not a curated record
GGGGUGCCCGGCCGUGCCGAGCGCCUCUUCCCGGCCGCGGCAGCCCCGACGGGAUGCCGGAGAGCCUCAGGCCAGGGUGCGCAGUGGAUCCCGGGGAGAGCAGCUCGGAACGGCGAGUUUGGUGUUUCCUUUCCUUUCCACGCUCACCUUCUUUUCCCUCGGUGACCCGCGCUUGAACCUGCAUCGGGAGGCUGAGACGGACUGCUGCCGGCGGCUCCUUCCUCCACGGCCGGCAGAAAUACAAGCCGUGCCUUUCGAGGUGAACCAGGGGACAGCGCAGGCUCCUCCGCCGAUGCCUCGGCGGCUCUGCUCAGGGGGUCUCCGGGCUGCCCCAGCACGGGGGACCGUCCGCUCCGGCCGCCCCACGGUCCCGGCCCGGUGUCUCCCAGGUCCGGCCGCUACAUCGCCGUUCUCAUCCGGCAACGUGGCGGGCGGACGAAGGAGCUCCGCAGAGCGCAUCGGCGACGGGCGGCAGCGCCGCGGGAGGCGGAAAUUCUUGCAGAUGAAACGCAGGAAAUACGGCUUCAUCUACAAGACUCACCUCUUUGGGCGGCCCACGGUACGGGUGAUGGGCGCCGAGAACGUGCGGCACAUCCUUCUGGGCGAGCACCGGCUCGUCUCCGUGCAGUGGCCCGCCUCGGUGCGGACCAUCCUGGGCUCGGGCUGCCUCUCCAACCUCCACAACGGGCAGCACAAGCACCGCAAAAAGGUGAUCAUGCGGGCCUUCUCCCGGGACGCCCUGCAGCACUACGUGCCCGUGAUCCAGGAGGAGGUGAGCGCCUGCCUGGCGCGGUGGCUGGGCGCCGCCGGGCCCUGCCUGCUCGUGUACCCCGAGGUGAAGCGCCUCAUGUUUCGCAUUGCUAUGAGAAUCCUACUGGGCUUCCAGCCCCGCCAGGCCAGCCCCGACGGCGAGCAGCAGCUGGUCGAGGCCUUCGAGGAGAUGAUCCGCAAUCUCUUCUCCCUGCCCAUCGAUGUGCCCUUCAGUGGGCUCUACCGGGGCUUGCGGGCACGCAACAUCAUCCAUGCCAAGAUCGAGGAGAACAUCCGUGCCAAGAUGGCCCGCAAGGAGCCUGAGGGGGGCUACAAGGAUGCCCUGCAGCUGCUGAUGGAACACACACAGGGUAACGGCGAGCAGCUCAACAUGCAGGAACUGAAGGAAUCUGCCACAGAGCUGCUGUUCGGGGGCCAUGAAACCACUGCUAGUGCUGCCACGUCGCUGAUCGCCUUCCUAGGGCUCCACCAUGAAGUCCUGCAGAAAGUGAGGAAAGAGCUGCAGGUCAAGGGGUUACUGUGCAGUUCCAACCAAGAGAAGCAGCUGGACAUGGAGGUUUUGGAGCAGCUGAAGUACACAGGCUGUGUCAUCAAAGAGACCCUCAGGCUGAGCCCCCCUGUUCCCGGAGGAUUUCGGAUUGCACUCAAGACCCUUGAGCUAAAUGGUUACCAAAUCCCUAAAGGUUGGAAUGUUAUUUACAGUAUCUGUGAUACACAUGAUGUGGCAGACCUCUUUACCAACAAGGAAGAAUUUAACCCAGAUCGCUUCAUGUCUCCAUCUCCAGAGGAUUCCUCUAGGUUCAGUUUCAUUCCUUUUGGUGGGGGCUUGAGGAGCUGCGUGGGCAAAGAGUUUGCAAAAGUCCUUCUAAAAAUAUUUACAGUGGAGUUGGCUCGGAGCUGUGACUGGCAGCUGCUGAAUGGACCUCCUACAAUGAAAACGGGCCCCAUAGUGUACCCUGUGGACAAUCUGCCUACCAAAUUCAUCGGUUUCAGCGGCCAAAUCUGAGAGCUCAACACUCCAAAUGGAUUCCUAUAUAGCAUUUAAUAUGUACAUAGUAACUUUUUAUAGUAACAAAGGCCUUUAAAUAUUUAAAACUUGUAAAUGUACAAUAGUUAUUUAUGUCUUCUAAGUAUUUCAAGAGGCUAUGAUAUUUUUUCCCCCAAGCACUACAAUUAUGGGUCUCUGAUUCAUGAUUAGAUAAUGUUAUUUCUAUAGAAAUAAAUUUUCCCCUAUUUAAAACUAUCAUUGAGAGCUGGCCAGCUAAGCAUUUGAAGACAUUUCAGGAUGGUGUAUGUAUAAGAAAUAUCCGAAAAGCAUUCAAAACAAUGGUAACUAGCUACUCAUCCAAAUUACCUGAAAUGGUUAUUGUUUGAGAAUGUUUUCAGUAUUAUUUGUGUCUAGAUUGUAUGUUUAAUGUGUGAAUUUUAAGUUUGAUAAUAAAGUUUAUUUUUGAUGA